CAACGGGCAAAUGACGUCACGCGAUGUGAACUCGUUUGCGCGGGAAACUUGCGGCCGCGAUGGCGGCUGAGGGAGAAGCCGCGGAGUCGCGGCGAGACGGGGACGAGGAGGAGGGGACGAACCGGAGCUUCGACGAGACGGCGGCCAUGGUGAGUGCCCUGAAGAAGAAGGUGCAUGAGGAGGAGGAGGCCAUUCAGGAACUGCAGCCGGACAUCAAGAAACUGGGGGACUUACUCAGCCUGAAGAAGGUGGAGAGGGAUAAGGUGGUGGCCGUGUGGGCCCAGCUGCAACAGGUGGACUCGGUGUUGGACACGGAGUCGGCGCACGUCGUGGAAGAGGCGGAGAGGAAACUCCGGAUGUUGGACGGCGGGGAGACGUCCAGUCAUCGGGAGGUGGAAGCGAGCAGGCGGGAGCUCUCGCACCUGGAGCUGGGCCUGCAGAAGGAGGUGGCGCGCCUGCGGGACCAGCGGCGAGCCCGGGCGGAGGAGCUGGAGGCGUUGGAGGAACAGGUGGAGGCAUUGAGGGCGGAGGCGCGCAGCGCGGAGGCGCAGUUCAACCACGUGCAAAGCGAGCUAGGCAGCAGGUGGAAGCAGCGGCAACCGUCGCUGGGCCUCGCCCUGACACGCGCCGAGGCCGACCGGCAUCUGGACGCGCAUGUCCGGGCCAGCGGCCUUCUCUCCGACAUCGCCGCCAUCCACUCUCCAUGAGGCCUCACGGGGGGGCCGGGAGGUCCAGCCCCAGUGAGUGGCCAUGGGGACCCCAGGAGGGAUGGCUCAUGAGACAGAGGCCAUCAUAGAAGCUCAAAAAAAACCCAACAACCCAGGACCUUUUGUGAGAAUAAUAACAGCAGAGCGGAGAUCUACAUGUGUGAACGCAUCGCCUUCAACAGUAUAUUGUUGUUAUUACACAACUGAAAGGAACCAGGACUUUUAAUGAUCCCAGGAAGAUGCGUCCAGAUUUCUCUGGAUGGCAGCUGCCUGCCUCAACAAGAGGACGGUCCUGGGACAAAGCAGGACAGUUGGCAACCCUUAGGGAGCGGCUCAGGAUGAGUAAGUGCUUUCUCACAGCACUUGCCCCAACAAUCUGU
Petromyzon marinus (sea lamprey) is the source of this 1087-nucleotide messenger RNA. RefSeq lists its product as uncharacterized. The record is from RefSeq and is a predicted model, not a curated record. NCBI's taxonomy places the organism in Eukaryota, Metazoa, Chordata, Hyperoartia, Petromyzontiformes, Petromyzontidae.